AUGGCGCUGGAAAAUUCCGAUCUCAAGCUGAGAGGCUACUUCGGCCAUCAAUCCGCGGUCAUGGGGAAAGCGACAGUGCUGGCCAAAUUCGGAGGAAAGCAUGCUCUACUACCGUUGUUCGUCGUCAAGAGCGGCACGCGGGCCCUGCUAGGGAGGAACUGGGCGAAAGCUUUUGGUAUGCCACUGGACAGUCUUUUGAACGUGCACUCGGUCGAUGACGUGAAAGACCUGAUAAGCCGAUUUCCUGAUGUGUUUUCAGAAGGUCUCGGUUGUUUUGCUAGAGUGAAGGCCAAGAUAAGAGUGCUAGAGGACGUGAAACCACGUUUCUUCAGGCCGAGACCAGUACCAUUUGCUCAGCAGGACAUGGUGGCGCAGGAACUACAGCGGUUGCAGCGAGAAGGUAUCCUCAGGCCAGUGCGGACUGCGGAAUGGGCGGCACCGUUGGUUCCAGUUUUGAAGAAGGAUGGGAAAAUCCAAUUGUGCGGAGAAUUCAAAGUCACGGUAAACCAGCCAGCAGAUAUCGAGACGUACCCGGUGCCACGGGUUGAAGAAAUCUGGGCACAGCUGGCGGGAGGCGUGAUGUUCUCGAAGUUGGACCUUCGGGAUGCAUACCAGCAAGUGGAGUUGGAUGAGGAGUCUAAGAAAUUGGAGACUAUCAACACACAGCAGGGACUUUUUCAGUACAACUGA
Molecule: messenger RNA, 690 nt
Organism: Dermacentor silvarum
Lineage: Eukaryota; Metazoa; Arthropoda; Arachnida; Ixodida; Ixodidae
Exons: 1
Coding region: 1-690 (229 amino acids)
Source: RefSeq, a predicted model, not a curated record